UUUUUUUCUAAUUUAACUCAUUAUUGCUAAGAGAUGAUUUGAGUAAUUAUUUUUAGUUCAAAUAAAUGUUCUAUAUUAUUCUUAAGAAUACAAAAGGGCUGCUAUGUGUUAUGGUCUCCGUAAAGACAGGUCAAGUCAUUCAACAUAGCAUCAGCACUAAAAACUAAAUACAAAGAUAAGUUUAUAAUAAUGCACUGUAAAUUGAAUUCAUGCCAUGAAAGUGUAUGUUUUCUUCAAAUUUGUUUCACAUGAACUAAGAAGAUGUGCUCUAGAUGUUACCCCGUUGCUGUGUUGUGCUAUACAGCGCUCUGGGUCGGUGUUCGAGGACUUAUCAACGACUCACAAGCCAUUCAAGACUUUCUGACAGACUACAACAGAAAAGCUGCAGAAGUCAUGUAUGAAUAUGCCGAAGCAAGCUGGACAUUCAAUACCAACAUAACAGAUUAUAACCAGAAAAUGAUGUUAGAUCUGCAAUUAAAGGCCGACAAAUUUUCCCAAGACGCAUCACGCAACGCUUCCCAAUAUAACUUGACAGUUAUGAGUCAGUCUGACAGACGCCAGUUUAUUAAAAUUAUGGACAUCGGAACAGCGGCACAAACCAAUGAAACCAAAAUGAUUCGAUUAAAUAAAAUCACGAGUGACAUGGAGUCCAUCUACAGUACAGCCACUGUGUGUCUCAACAAAACCAACUGCGUGCCGCUAGAUCCAGAUCUGACGAAACUGUUUUCCGAAUCACGGAAUUAUGAUGACCUUCUAACGGCUUGGAAAGGUUGGAGAGACGCAUCAGGUCGGAAGAUGAAAGAUUUGUUCGCAGAGUAUGUCACCUUGAGCAAUGAAGCUGUCAAGAUACUUCACUACGCUGACACGGGUGCCUACUGGAGGUCCUGGUAUGACACCCCAACAUUUGAAGACGAUGUCCGAGCUUUGUUUGACCAGUUACGUCCACUAUACGAACAGCUUCAUGCAUACGCUCGUCGAAAGCUUAAGUCUAUGUAUGGAGCAGACAAGUUUCCAUCAUCUGGUCACAUCCCAGCUCACUUACUUGGUAAUAUGUGGGCUCAGCAAUGGGACGGCCUUAUAGAAGAACUAACUCCAUUCCCUAAUAAAGCAUCCUUUGAUGUUACAGAUGAAAUGGUCAAGCAGAACUACACAGCUUUGAAAAUAUUCCAAACUGCUGACCAUUUUUUCCAAUCUCUUGGAAUGAUACCGAUGCCUCCGGAAUUCUGGAACAAAUCGAUGCUGGAGAAACCAACUGACGGAAGAGACGUUGUUUGCCAUGCUUCAGCCUGGGACUUUUACAAUGGCAAAGAUUUCAGAAUAAAACAAUGUACUGUGGUCAACACUCAAGAUUUAGAAACGGCUCACCAUGAAAUGGGACAUAUCCAAUACUAUCUUCAGUAUGCGAGUCAGCCAAUUCCGUUCAGAGAUGGGGCCAACCCUGGCUUUCACGAGGCAGUAGGUGACGUAAUGUCUCUGUCUGUACAGACACCUGAACACAUGCACACCAUCGGUCUCCUCGAGACACUCACUGAUGACUCAGAGACAGACCUCAAUUACUUAAUGAGUAUGGCACUUCAAAAAAUAGCCUUCAUUCCUUUUGGCUUUCUGAUUGAUCAGUGGCGCUGGAAGGUGUUUCGAGGGGAAACAACUCCAGAUAAAUACAAUGAAGAGUGGUGGAACCUGAGAUGUCGUUACCAAGGUGUCUCCCCACCUGUAGAGAGGACGUCUGCAGACUUUGACCCGGGAGCCAAAUUUCACAUUCCAGCUAAUGUUCCUUAUAUACGGUAUUUUGUAAGUUUCGUUAUUCAGUUCCAAUUCCAUAAGGCUCUGUGUAACCUCACUGGCCAUCAAGGACCUCUACACAGAUGUGAUAUUUAUAACAACAAGGAAGCUGGUAAAAAGCUUAGUGAUAUGUUAAAACUUGGAUCUUCCAAACCUUGGACUGAAGCCAUGUAUCUUUUGACUGGUCAGUACAAAAUGGACGCACAGCCGCUAAUGGACUACUUUAAACCUCUUCUGGAUUAUCUUCGUGUUCAAAAUGAAAAUGAUUACGGCUGGCACCCCAAUUGCCCUACGUUUGCCCCCACCCCGACACCAAAGCCAAGCACUUGUAAUAACAAUGUAAAUAUUCUACGAGCCUCAACAUUGUUACUUACUUUGUUUUGUUUUCUUAUAUUUUUGUAAGAGUGUGACUUUAUAUAUAAAAGUUUUGUUAUUUUUUUGGCUUUGUACUUGUUUUAAUAUCUAAAACAUUUUUUUUUAACUUUCAUGAAUAGGAUAAGUGGAAUUUAUUUAUUUUUUUUUUUUACUCUUAAUAACUGACAUUUUUCUGGGUGGAAAGACAUGCUUCAAUUUGAUUCCCAUUUCUGUAAUUCAUCUAAUUCUCUUUGUAAAAUGUCGGUGUCUUGUGUUGUUUUUAUUGUUCUAUACAUUAUGCAAUCGUUUGUAAGUAAUCUGAAUUUGUUCCUAAACUAAUGCAAUUAGGUAAAUCAUUCCUUUACUCUCUGUGGAUUUAACAUCGAGAUAGCUAGAUUUUCACACACACACAAAUCACUUUAUCCUGAUCCUUGUUGACUCUUUGAUGUUUAAACUCCGGUGUAUGUUCAUCAAGCAAUAGAAAUGCAAUAAGAAAGAAAAAAGAUAUAAAAAUAUGACUAAAUGUGGGAGUAAUAUAAUGGAACCUAACAAAAAAAAGAGGAACAUGAAAAUAUUGGUAGACAUUUUGAAAUAUAGUAAAAAUGAAUAAUGUCAAGAGUGCCUUAUUGAAAAGUUACUAAAAAAUGAUAAUUACUUUGUCCUGCAAGGGAGAUAAAUUAGAAAUCACAUUCUACAGUGCCGAUGAGCACACAAAGAUCAUGAUAUGGUUUUAAAUUACUUCCCUUGAUACACCAAAAAGCUUGCUAUUGAUCAUUUAUAGAUGAGCCUCCUUGUUUGGACAUCUCCAGUGGGUGAGAACUGUUAUAGCACAGAGUGUGAUUGUAAAAUACGACUGCAGUUGAUAGGGGGGAAAGGAUUUAAAAUAGCAUAAAAUUUUAGGAUUAUAUACCUACGUCUUAUUAGAUAAUGAAAGAUAAUAAACGAAUUAAUUUUUUGUUUAAUGUAAUGUUCAAAAAUCAAUUGGCUUUCAAAUUAUUAAAUACUCUCGUUGGAUCGUAUUUAGACUCAUAAAGAUUAUAUGUCUUAUGAGAGAUAAUUAGAUCUUACCUAGCGGGCAUAGCCAAUACGUAAAUAUGGUUUCUAUUUACAUGUAUAGUAAUGCAGUGGCGUAGCUAGAGUAUAUGAUGCCUGGUGCGGGACCUCAUCUUGAUGGCCCCCCCCCCCCCACCAAAAAAAAAAAAGCUAACUAAAUAAUAACAUUGUAAAACCUUACUUUUUUUUGUUGAAAAUAAUAUGUAUUCAUUAAUCAAAUAUUUUUAAUUCAAAAAAAUCACUUUUACAUAAACAUACUACAAGUGAAUUUUACGAGCUUUCUUGCUGGCAAAAGUAUCAAUAAUUUUAUCUAAAUCAAUUUUUUUUCCACCAGCUCUUGUUCAAUGAACAAAAUGGCUAAAUUAGUGAGUCGUAAAUUUGUCAUCGUUGAUCGGAAGUAAUUCUUGAUCAGUUUCAGUUUGGAAAAACUUCUCUCGCAUAAAGCGACGUUUACAGCAAUAGUCAAAAAUAUGUGAAUCUUGAGGACUUCUUCUUCUUCUUCAUCGUUCUCAUUGUUAUGUUGGAGUGUUCAUAUGACUAGACCAAUACAUGAGAUGAACUGCGCAGUGGUUUCCAAAUCAGGGAGCUCUCCAUAUAGUUUUCUUUCUAUUGGGGUGAUUUGGGGCCAAUGUCUUAUACGGGCCUCUUGGUAGAGAGAGCAGUUUUGGAGGACGUGGUCGGCAUUUUCUGGUGAUACUCCACAUGGGCAGAUUUCACUGGUUCCAAUUUUGAGCUUCCGGAACAUGUGUUGUCGCAUUCUGUUGUGUCCGGUCCUGAGUCGAAAGAUUAGACGUUGGUCUUGUCCGGAUAGCUUAUAGUAAGCGUCAUCUUUCUUGUGAUUUGGAUGAGAGCUCGUCCAUUUCUCAUUUAUUUUAUCUACAAUUAAUUUCUUCAUUUCUUCUGGAUAGAGUGCAGAGUUUACUUGUGAGUUUGUUCUCCCACUCUUGGCGAGUGUGUCAGCCUUCUCAUUUCCUGCUAGUUGUAUGUGAGCUGGUAUCCAUUGAAUAACAGUUGUUUUUUUUUCAUGAAGACGAUAUUCGGGUCUGAAUCAUCUAGCUGAUAUUUAUUUAUAAAUUUCAAGAGCUCAACAGGUCCUUGUUUUGGAAGUUCGAAGGCUUCUGAUGAAACUAACAAACCGUUGAAGCCUCUUUCGCUCCAGCAGAAAUUCGUUUUUAUCAAUCGAGAUUGAGUUCGACCUGAGGAUUUAAUAGCUGGGAAAGCGACAAAAAUUCAUACCUAUCUGCUACAUCAUGAAGUUGCUCGAAUCGAAUGAUUAUUUCUUGAACAAUCCUGUCCAAGGUAGAAUAAAUUUCCCUUCGUCACUUUUCUAACCAGGCAUCUUUUUCUUAUGGCCAAUACGUUUUUGAGGUUCUCUCGAUUACUACUUAAAAAUGUCUCUAAUGUUUUUAGUUUGAGUGAGCAGUCUCGAAUAGACAAUCCUUGUUUUUGAAAGUAGACUUGCGCAUUAAUUUUAGUUAAAACAGGAGCCCAAAAUCCAAGAUAGGUGAGGAAACUAAAAGACUGAAUAGCAACCAAUAAUCCACCUGCUUCAGAUCUAGUCGAUGAAUUUUCAUCUCUGCUAGAUAUUGUCUCCAGAGUUUCUAUAAUUUUAGAAAAUGUAUUCCUAACCAUCUUGACGGCUUCUCCUCUGGCGCUCCAGCGGGUCAAAACUAAACGUUUAAGGCUAGUUCCUGUUAUAUUGAUGAGGAUAUCCCAGCGGUGUGUUGAAGUUGGGAAAAAGUGUACCAAAAAAUGUUACCGAAUUGACUUCAGCUUCAGCAGCUCGAAUUCCUGCUAAAUUAAGAGAAUGGUUUAAGCAGGCGAUGAAUAGUGCUUUGGGAUUUACUUCUAUAAUACGUUUUUGGACACCGUAGUUUUGACCUUUCAAGACCGCAGCAUUAUCAUAGCCUUGACCCCUGCAGUCCAUUAUGUCUAAGCCAUUCGAACGCAGUUUCUCUAGAAUCAUCUUAGCGAUUCCAGCAGCAUGCUUGUCCUUUGUGUCGAUGAAAUCAAUAAAAGACUCACGAACCUGCACCCCGUCAUUAUCCAUGACAAAGUACCGUAAAAUUUGGAAAGUUUGAUCCAACUUUGAGAUGUCAGGUGUACUGUCAAAAAUCAUAUAUAAAUAUUUGGCUUGUUUUACUGCUGUAUGAUUUGAAUUUUUAACGUGAUCCCCCAAUAUUGUAAUAAAUUUAUUUUGUAUUUGUGGAGACAAGAAUGUAUUCGGUCUGGAACAAAGCUUAGUUCGAAGCACAUGCUCCCUCAAGAGUGGAUCGUAUUUUGAUAGUAAUUUUACUAACUCCAAGUCACUCUUUGAUCCAUGCCGUCAGCCAAUUCAAUCAGAGAUGCCGAUUUCUCCGUCUGAGCUUAAAAUGGUUUUGAGGCGCUAGCCAGACGAGUCUGUCUUGAGCACUGUUCAUCAUGUUGCUUACUUUACAGUAUUACAAUUAACUAGUUAGUUUAAAAAAAUCGUAGAAAACAAAGGUUAGCUUAUUUAAAAAUAUUGACAUUACAAUAGAAUUAUUUCAAAAAUUAAACUAUAAAGAAUCAUAAAGAAAUGAAUAAACUAAGACAAUUGUUUAGAGCUAGAGUUUAGUAAUAUAUUUGUAAACUAUAUCUAGAUUAAACCAAUGGACUAAACAAUGAAGUAAAAAAGGUUGGCCUAUCUUCCUCUUCUUCUUUAUAUUACAGAGCAUUGAUCAGUGUAGUAACAACAUGUACCGUGUGUCCGAAAUAAAUGUAGUAAAUUAGAUUCAAACUGUUCUAAAGCUUACAUUGUAUUGAAGAAAUAGUCAAGGAGAUGAAACAAAAUAGCGACAUGACUAGUUUAUAAAUCGUUAGUUCAUGUUUAAAAUACAGUAGUUUAUGUUUGUUCGUGUCCAUACAAUUAUUCGCUUUUACUGAAAAGCUCAGGGAAAUAGGAAAUUAAUACACACUGGGGGAAUUUUGGUGCCCCUCUCCACUUGGUGCCCUGUGCGGCCCGCACCACCGGCACAUUGGUAGCUACGCCACUGUAGCAAUGUGCUUAUAAAGUAGGGCAAUAACAUAUGCAUAUUGUUAUUUCUAAAGUUGGAACCUUUUCUUU
Biomphalaria glabrata is the source of this 6274-nucleotide messenger RNA. Its product is annotated as angiotensin-converting enzyme-like. Gene Ontology annotation, biological process: proteolysis. The transcript has 14 exons. Gene Ontology annotation, molecular function: peptidyl-dipeptidase activity; metallopeptidase activity. NCBI's taxonomy places the organism in Eukaryota, Metazoa, Mollusca, Gastropoda, Planorbidae. Bases 262 to 2184 code for a protein of 640 amino acids. Gene Ontology annotation, cellular component: plasma membrane. The record is from RefSeq and is a predicted model, not a curated record.